Epinephelus moara (kelp grouper) is the source of this 1395-nucleotide messenger RNA. Its product is annotated as homeodomain-interacting protein kinase 2-like. Gene Ontology annotation, molecular function: protein tyrosine kinase activity; protein serine/threonine kinase activity; ATP binding. Gene Ontology annotation, biological process: peptidyl-serine phosphorylation; peptidyl-threonine phosphorylation. NCBI's taxonomy places the organism in Eukaryota, Metazoa, Chordata, Actinopteri, Perciformes, Serranidae. The transcript is spliced from 10 exons. Gene Ontology annotation, cellular component: nucleus; cytoplasm. The coding region runs from base 1 to 1395 and encodes 464 amino acids. The record is from RefSeq and is a predicted model, not a curated record.
AUGGGACAGUUUUCAUCGAUCCCCGAAGGCUACACACAACUGAAACGUAUGGAAGAAGGAAGCUUUGGUUUUUCGGUCCGAUGCAUCAAGAAGGACACUGGACAGAAUGUUGAUCUGAGGAUCCCAUUCCCAUGCAGCGUGGACAUGGAAUUGGCUCUCAUGACUGUUUUCAGGAGGAAAAACCUGGACAAGUGUAACAUUGUCAGGUUCAUUGAACCUGUCACAUUACCGGACAACCGCACCGCUCUGGUCUAUGAGUCACUGGAUGUUACUCUACACGACUACAUCAACACCAACGCCAGACUGAAUGCGCAUGAAGUCAGGAGUGUGGUCCAACAGCUGGUCUCAGCAUUAAAUGCCCUGGAGAACAUCAAAGUGAUCCACUCGGAUAUAAAGUUGGAUAACAUCAUGCUGGUGGAUCCUAACGCGCAGCCCCUCAGGGUGAAGCUUGCUAACUUUGGGAGGGCUCUUCCAUCCACAUUGGCACAGCAGGGACAAGGUUGCCAAGCAGUGAACUACAGGGCUCCGGAAAUAUUUUUGGGACUGCCAUUUUCAGAGUCCAUCGACAUGUGGUCUCUGGGAGUUGUGAUGGCAAGACUUCUGCUUGGUUAUUCCCUCUUCCCUGGACAUGUUGACUAUGAUGUACUGAGACAAAUAGUGGAUCUCCUGGGUUAUCCCCCGCACCAUCUUCUUGACGCUGGGAUGCACUUACACAGAUACUUUGUGCAAAGACGUAACGGCAGAUGGAGAAUGAAGACAUUUAAGGAGUUUGGGUAUCAUUGGACUGUUGCCAACAAAUGGUACUCCAGAAUCAGCAACCUGGACAGUUUGGACAUGUUGCAAAUAGAGUUAGGGGACAUGAUUGAGCCAGCUGAGAAGAUAGAAUGCACAGAUCUGCUGAAGGCAGUGCUUCGGAUGGAUUCAAGCGAGAGGAUUACCCCCAGUCAAGUCCUCGCCCCUCCAUUCAUCACCAGAGGCACCCUUCAACCUAGCUCUGACAGCAUACAUGAAGCCUUGGCUCAACCUCCACAAAUGCCCUCCGUCAGCACAUCGUUGGAGUGUAAAAACUGGUGGGAUUCUGACACCUGGGAGUCCGCCUUACUGUGCGUUCCCACCAAAAGAUUCAUGAGCGUCAUAAGCAGCCUGCAGCCAUUCAUUUUCAAUGAACACUCGCGACGAAGAGUGUCACUCGCGUCGGCUGCAGCGAGCGACCGCGAGCAGCGCGAUGCCAGCGACCAGAGCGUCAAGCUGAAGUUGAGAGAAGCUGAACUUUAUGCAAAUGAGCAGCACCGCCGCCGAAGCAGCAGCGAGCAGCAGCCAAUAGCAGACCGUGAAUAUUCUCAAGGCGGGACAGUGAAAGAAAGAAAGAAUGAGAUCUUCUGCAGCGCAGCUUGA